Molecule: messenger RNA, 861 nt
Organism: Rosa chinensis
Lineage: Eukaryota; Viridiplantae; Streptophyta; Magnoliopsida; Rosales; Rosaceae
Product: UPF0481 protein At3g47200
Exons: 1
Coding region: 1-861 (286 amino acids)
Source: RefSeq, a predicted model, not a curated record
AUGGUAGAGGAUAUACUGACUGACUUGCUGAUGCUUGAAAAUCAGCUGCCAUUCUUCAUUCUCAAGGACCUUUUCGACUCAAUUGCAAACAGAAUUAAAGUCCCUAGUGUUGAGAGGCUUUCCAUACGGUUUCUUCAUCAGGAGUUUUCAGUUGGUGUCACAACUUUCGGGGGAAUGUCAUUAGAGGAGUUAUUGACAAAAAUAGAUUCUUCCAACGAAGAAGUGCAACAUCUUGUUGAUCUCUUAAGAAAGCUAUGGAUAGCUCCUUUAUCGAAUGAACAAAGAAAAUCUGCCACCAAAAAGAAAAAAUCUGCAACAGCACCUAGCAUUGAAAAGCUACACCUGGCAGGAGUCAAAUUUAAGGUCAAAUCAGACACGAACUUGUUUGACAUACGAUUCGAUAAAGGGAUUCUAAUGAUUCCAAGAUUGAAUAUAGAGGAUCCAACAGAGAUUAUACUUAGAAAUUUAGUUGCCUUUGAACAAUGCAGUACUACUUCUGACGAUUAUUACAUUAGUGAUUAUGUUAGCAUGAUGGAUGAGUUGGUGGACACUCCAAAAGAUGCGGAGUUGCUUGUUAAGUACGACAUUGUUAAAAAUGAUCUCGGAGGUGGCGAUCACCAGUUGUCUAGCUUGAUCAACAGCCUUUCAACUGGGAUUCUAUAUGACUCAGGAAACUUCUAUUAUGGUGAUCUUUGUGAAAACCUGAACAAGUUCCACCGUACGAAGUGGCACCAUAGCCUGGCAAUUCUGAGACGCGAUUAUUUCAACACCCCUUGGGCAAUUAUUUCUUUCGUGGCAGCAGUUGUUGUCAUCAUAUUCACUGCCGUUCAAGCUGUCUGCUCAAUUAUCUCUCUGAAGUGA